AUGCUAGUUAUUUUCUCAAAGAAAAAAAUAAUAGAAGUUAAGGAAGACUCAGAUGCACAGGAUGGAAAGCAGCUAGACACUGAUCUAAAUAUAUCAAAAGAUUAUAACAUAAAGAAACCACUAGUAGCUUACUCUGAAUCUCUCCAGGUAGCUAAGUCAGAUGGAACUCAGAGCAAGAUACCAGUAUGCCCGGGUUUAAAGACGGGAUCUGCAGUACAGUGUAACAGGAGAAGAAAUAGACUCACCAAGACCAGGUGUUUACAGAAUUUGGAUGUAAAAGUAACUGAAAAUAAAGCGACAAAGAGCAAACUGGUAAAGUCUAAGGGUGAAAAGUGCAGAGAAACCCCAAAUUAUUAUAAUAGCUUGCCAUCCACAGUAGGAAAGAAUCCAGUUGUAAAAUUAUAUGACUGUCGUUACCUUAAUACAUUUGUAAAGUCUUCAGUUGAUGCAACCAACUGCAGUUACAAAAUUGGUGGUGGAUUCUUGCAUGUAGCACAGGGUAAGAGAGAGACUUUUUGUCCUGACAGUGUUAUGGGACAGAGUGAUAUGAAUAGCAAGCUUAAUGUAAUGCAGAUGUCCACACAGAAAAGUAUAUCAUUUGACAAAGAAGGAAUAUGCCAAAAUAGAAAAAAUUGUCAAAAUGAAAACAGUAAGUGCUUGAGGGAAAGAAAGUGGAGUAUUGAUAGAAAGCCCAGGAAAAGGAUGAAACUUUUUGAAAAAUCAUCAGUCCGGAAUGUUCUCCCAGUUAUGGACAACAAAUACUGUGAAUAUGAGUUACAUACGGAAGAUAAAACUGCCACAACAGACCCUUUAGCAGUUCUAGAGUUAAAUAGCAAUGAAACUACUUCCUCAUCUUCGUUUGAUCAAAAAUCAAAUCCCCAUCUAGAACCAAAUACUCAAGAAGCACAAAAUGGUUGUACUGCCUCGGUUAAUAGAAAAAUGCACUUGAAACCCUGUGCAACAGAAGGUAGUUCUGAGAAUAGACUUCAGCUAUCUGAAAUUGCAAAAGGAGAAAAGGGUGGUUUUGAUUCAGAAAGUAUAGAACAACAAGACCGCUUGAAUACCUCAAAUAGUCCAGAAGUGGUUACUUUGAUUAAUGACAACAUUUCUGAUUACUACAAUGAUGUCAGUUGCCAAAAGAAAGAGAGGAUAGUGUCAAAUGAAAAACUGAUAAGUAAUGUUGAGAAAUUACAGCUAUAUAGCUGUCAAAGAAUAAUACCAAUGUCUGGUAAAAAUGUUUGGCCUCGUGAAUCAUGUGCUAGGACUUCUGAAUGGUUUCAUAAAAAUCACGUGUCUGUCCUGGAAGGAAAAACUUCAACUUCUGGUUCUCAGGAAUGCUCAUAUGAAAACAAUACCGAAGCUGUAAGAGAUAUGGUUUUAACUGAUAACUCCAGGCAAUUAGAGCUAAGUAUGUUAGAGGCAGAAAGUGUCAAAGAAUCUGCAUGUAAAAUAACAAUGGAUUCUAACAUUGAAUGUCUGACUUCUGUUAGAACACCAGAGUCGUCAUUAUUGGAUAUUUGUGGGACUUUGAGAGUCACCUGUAAUGAAAAUCUAGAGUCAUCAGUGGAUAGUAGUCCCAUAGCUUCUAAGUCUGAAGCUGUCCAUGAAGCUCAGAUGAUCUUAAAUUUGGCAGUAAAACAAAAACAAGAUGAUAAAAACAAAGGCGCUUUAGCAAAGAAAAAUCUGAUGAUGGCACUCCAUGAUGGUAUAUCUGAAGAUGACAAUACAAGUAAAAUGAUUGUUAAUCAUAAGACAUCAAUGAUGAAAAAAACAGUUACAAUUCCAAACUUAAUGAAAAUGUUAUACCCGGGAAAUCUAUCAAAUUUCAAAAUUCCUUUACGCAAAAAUAAAACUGAAUCCAGGAAAGUGGACUGUAUUAGAUCAUUAGAUAAAGAAACAUACAGUCCACUGGAACGUCUUCACAAAUCUGCUGCUGCUUCAGCAAGGCAGAACAGAGCCGAGGAGAAUUCCUCUAUAGUAGUCUCUGAGCAGCAACCUAUCUCUGAAGAGGCAGAUAUCUCUGUAAUCCCCUCAAAGGAAAAUGCUUACCAAAUGAGCAGUAAGGACUUUGGCAGUGGUGGUUCUGAAAGUCUUUCAAAUGAAAUAAAUAUACUUUCUGAACAUGUUUCUACAUAUCAGUGUGCUUUUCUUGAGGGAGAAUUGGAGUCAUCUGCUCUUGAGGAUGUUACUGACUCUUCUGCUACUGCACCUAUAGAGCAAAGUCGCACACUAGAUUGUUCCAGUAAAACAGUUGACCAUUCUGUUUCAUUAGAAAUGCAUGAUGAUGAUAAAAAGAAGUCAAGAAUGGAUCUUGCACAGAGUAAGAUUAAAAACUUUCCAGAUGUUCUUAAGGCUUAUGAAGAUGAUAUUCUUGUGAUUGAUGUAAUUCAGGAUGACCCUGACCUUUUUGGAACCACUGAUGAAGGGGAGCUUGCAUUCACAAUGAACCAUGUGACUGAAAAGCACUGUAAUAUCAGUACUACCUCAGAGGAAAAACAGGAUGUCAAGCCAAAAUGCCUUAUCCUUCCAGAAACUAAGGAUUCAAGGGAUUACUUUAGAGAGAGUCCCAUUCAAGAAUCUGGAACAUUGAAAUCUGUCACAGAUUCAUAUGAUGCACUGCUAAUGGCUAAUAAGAUUCAAAAACAUGAUUCCUCAAGUGGAAGCUGUCCUUUGGGAGGUGUAAUUGAGGAGUCUUUUGAGGAUGGGCAGCUGAUUGAAUCAGAUGAACUCUUAAAGGAUUUUCAUAUGGAUGAGAAGUACAGAUUUUCAGGCAAGUCGGACGCUAUAAAAGAAGAAAAAGUAAAUAUUCAUGAAGCUGAAAAAAGCAAUGAUUCUAAAUAUAUAGAAUUUGUGAGCAGUGAACUUCAGUUAGGAUUGCAACUGCCAUCCCUGCAAAUAAAUGCCUACCAGGAAGAGACAGUACUGAAACCCUGGAUCAGUGAUUUCAGAUACUCAGGAAAAAGCUCUCUUUUGCCGUUGCCAAAUUCUGACUGUUUAGAACCAUGGAAAAUGGACAAAAAUGUGGUGGUUUCCCAUCUGAUCCAGCAGAACCUUGGGAUGAUUGAGUUGCCCCGUAAAUAUUGCAGAUUUUAUUUCAAUACAUUGCGUGGCUGUGAGAGAGUGGAAUGUUGGUUUUGGCAUGUUCCUGAACAAGGAGAUGAAAAGAUUUGCAUGGCAAUACUUAAGACGUAUAUAAAUAUCAAUGAAUCAAGUUUGCUACAACGUUCAGUCCAGAUAUUUAUGAAUUACUACAGAGAAGUUGCUCCUGGUGUGCAUUUUGAUUCACAAGUGCUGAAUGAUCUUCUCAUUUCUUUGAUCAAGUGUUGUUUGUUGAAAGAAGUAUUUCAGUUGUUAAAUGUUGCUGUAAUGAUUAAAAUGCUGCCAGCUGUUGAUGUAUUCCUGAAGGUGUUUGAGCAUGUGGCUUCCAUGAAUAUAAGAGAUGCUAUGCCUUCAUUAAUAGAUAUCUUUUAUAAGCUUUUUGAUGCUGGGAUGGUUUUUGAGCUUGAACAUUUUAACUGUAUUGUUAAGUUCCUUCACCAACUGCAAGUUUCCAGUCAAGAAAUUAAUGUUAUUUUGAACAUGAAAUCAAGAUUUCAGGCAAGACAGUUUAAAAAGAACUGGCUUUGUGACUUAAAUUUGGCAAUAGCUGAAAUUCAGCUCUGUAAAGAAAAAGGUGACUGGGCCAAAUUGGGAACUUUAUAUGUUAAUAUGAGAAUAGGAUGUGAAAAUUUUGGUGACCUUCAGAAAUUGACUUUAUAUAUUGCUGACAUGCUAACAAGAGACUCCAAGGAAGAGAGACCAGGAGUUCCUUUUUGUGAAUUUGCUGAAGCAGUUAUCAAAAAUCCACAAUAUAAUGAAGCAGACAAAGAUUUCCUGGGAAGGAUUGGGAUCAGUGUAAUGUAUUCUUAUCACACAGUACAGCAAUGGUCAAAGGGCAGGAAGGUUUUGGAUAAACUACAUGAACUGCAGAUUCAUUUCACAAGCUUGAAAGGACUUAUUGGUCCAGAAAGGUUAGCCUCAAGAUGCCAAAUUGUUAAUGCUGCUGCAGAAAUCUUCCUUAAAAGUGGAAGUCUGGAUGGAGCAACAUGGGUAUUGAGAGAGUCAGAAUGGAUAAUAAAUACACCAUUGUGGCCCUGCGAUAGAAUGGAUGUCCUCAAUCGACACAACCUGCUGUGUGCAAUUGCAUGUGAAUGUUUGACCAAGAAUCUAUAUAGACAAGCAUUUGAAGUUCUGCAGAAUCUACCAGGUUUCCAAAAUUGUUGUGACACUCUAGAUGUUUCCCAGUACAGCCUUCUUUUUAACAAACUUCUUGAUUCCUGUAUUGAGAGCAAGGGCCUUGGUAUAUCUUCUUCUGUAACAGACUUUAUGCUGUCAAAGAACAUCCCCAUUGAUUUUACUUUAAUUAGAGGAUUAAUUACAGCAUUGGGAAGGAGCUGUUUGUGGCUUAAAGCCAGGAUCUAUUACAAAAGUGCUUUAUCAUUGGGUUGCUACCCACCGCUAGAGGGAAAUUUAUACCGCAAGCUUUUACUGAUUCCUUCUUACCUGUCUGAGAUUGAGAUGUUGCUGGCCAUUGAAAUAUUCCUAGUUUCAAAUGCUAGUAAUAUUCAGAGUCCGGGUGCCACCAAUCAGAUACUUCAGAUAGUACUGAAAAGAUCUGAAGAACAAAAAGUGCGGAGUAAAGAUGACUAUCAAGCAGCAGUUGAGAGACUGAUUCAAGCUGCUCGUAUAUCUAAUCCAAAGCUUUUUCUUAAGCACAUGACAAUGAAUAUUAAUAUGGAACAGGUUUACAGUUUGGAACAUAAUUCUGCUCUGAAAUGGCUGAAAGAGAAUAUGAAAUGGGCUGGAAAGGUCUGGCUUUUCAGUAGUCAUUAGUUGGUAAAGACUUUUUUUUUUUUUUUUUUAAUAGUUG
This is a messenger RNA of Trachemys scripta elegans, 4909 nucleotides long. RefSeq names its product testis and ovary specific PAZ domain containing 1 (gene TOPAZ1). Gene Ontology annotation, biological process: spermatid development; spermatocyte division. The coding region runs from base 1 to 4872 and encodes 1623 amino acids. The record is from RefSeq and is a predicted model, not a curated record. The transcript has 20 exons. Lineage: Eukaryota; Metazoa; Chordata; Testudines; Emydidae.